This is a messenger RNA of Xenopus tropicalis (tropical clawed frog), 1855 nucleotides long. RefSeq names its product tyrosine-protein kinase SRK3. Gene Ontology annotation, molecular function: zinc ion binding; protein kinase activity; protein tyrosine kinase activity. The record is from RefSeq and is a predicted model, not a curated record. NCBI's taxonomy places the organism in Eukaryota, Metazoa, Chordata, Amphibia, Anura, Pipidae. The coding region runs from base 176 to 1600 and encodes 474 amino acids. Gene Ontology annotation, biological process: cell development; neuron differentiation; regulation of developmental process. The transcript is spliced from 9 exons. Gene Ontology annotation, cellular component: endomembrane system.
GAGACUUGCAGGAACUGAGAUGGCCUGAAGCCGAAGGAACUGGAAAGACCAGAACAGAAGUGAGCCGGAAGAAGCUCUGAAGAUCCGAAGACUGUGGCAGAAGAAGAGGAAAAAACCUGAAGAAAGCCAAGAAGACACGAGCGGGACACUUAAAGGCACAGCGGGACUAUGCUUAAUGGCGGCUGCUGAUCUGAGAGACGAGCUGACCUGCUCCAUCUGCCAGGACAUUUAUACCGAUCCCGUUACCUUGCCCUGUGGCCAUAACUUCUGCCGGGGCUGCAUUGAGAAGACAUGGGACUGGCAGAAGAGCAUAGAGGAAGAUCCAUCAUGUCCUGAAUGCCGAGAGAGAUACAGGAGACAACCUGACCUUAAAAGGAACCUGAGGCUGAGUAACAUUGCAAAACGAUUAUUUUCUACUCACCCAGAGCCUGAUGGGACUGGGAACUCUGGGAACAGAACAUGUUCUGCCCACAAUGAGCCCCUAAAGUAUCUCUGCUGUGAGGAUGGGGCCUGUAUCUGUGAGUCCUGCUGCCUGGCCGGGGGGCACCGGGGCCACAGGGUGGAGCUGAGUGAGGCCUCUGAGAAGAAGAAAGAGAAACCAGAGACAUUACUCACAGGCUUAGCUGGGAUUGUCACUGGGGUAAAGGGAUGGAUCUAUGGGCAGGAGGCUACAGAGCUGAUACUGGAUACAAACUCAGAUCACCAUCGCACUCCCGAGGGAUUUCAGGGUUCCCAGGCCGUAGCCCAGCAAAGCGACCAGUGGGAAAGGCCUCGCAGUGAGUUCAAGCUGGUUAAGCACCUGGAAGCAGGAGAUUUUGGAGAAGUAUGGGAAGGCCUCUGGAAUGACAAAGAUAAAGUGGCCAUAAAGACCUUCAAAGAAGCAAAUGAGAGUCAUUUAAAAAAUGAGGUUGACGCUCUCAAGACCUUGCGUCACAGGAACCUGAUCCAACUUUAUGCAGUUUGCUCAGUAGGAGAACCGGUCUAUAUAGUCACUGAGCUCAUGUCUAAAGGAAGCCUCCUGCAGUUCUUAAAAGGUAAUGAAGGACCUUGGUUAACAGAUGCUAAUUCCACGCACAUCAUCUCUCAGGUGGCAGAGGGGAUGGCGUAUCUAGAGAACAAGCAUGUACUUCAUAUUACCUUGGCCGCUCGUAAUGUGCUUGUGGGGGAGGAACUAUUGUGCAAGAUUGCGGAUUUCGGGUUGGCCAGAAUACUGAAGUCAAUUGCUUGGGCACUCACCCAAAUGUUUGGCCGCCAGGGAGGAUGGCCAAGAAAAGAAAAUCUCAUUAGAUGGACUGCCCCCGAGGUGCUGACACGCUACAGAUACACUGCGAAGUCUGAUGUUUGGUCAUUUGGCAUUGUCAUGUAUGAAGUCUUCAUGUUGGGACGAACGCCCUACCUAGGAAUGAAUAACCAGGAAGUGAAAGAUAAAGUCACAUCAGGAUACAGACUCCCCAAGCCGGAUGACUGUAGCCCCGAUAUUUACAACUUGAUGUUGGAAUGUUGGCAGAAAAACCCAAACCGAAGGCCAAGCUUCUUUGAACUUGUGGAGAAACUGACUGCCAUCCAGUGUAGCCUCCAGUUAAAGUCAUGGUGUAUCUAAGAGCCGGCGGUUAGCAGACUGCCUGGAUUACACAGCUGUAUUUGUGCUUAAUACUGAAGGGCUCAUUGAUGACCAGACUUGUGUAGAACUAAAUGGACACAACGUGUGGGGAAAUGAACCCCGUUUGUAUCAUUGCCUGGGGCCCAUGUACCUGCCCAGUCGCUGAACUAUAGCAAGAAUGGGAAAGUUGUGCUCAACCCAACAUUUUAAACCAUUUGGUGGGGGGGGCAAUGAGGCCGUGACCACAAAAUUCAU